CGGGGCCGCCCUGCCUCCGGUUCCGGUUCCGGUCGCGGAGGAAGAGGCCGCCACUGACACCGGCUGGACCGGCCCGGGAUCCCCGGCGGGAAUGCGACUCGCUUUGAAUCAAUGCCAAGAAGCCAGGAGGGAUCCGGCCAUGUUCUGCGCGGCCCGGUAACGGCGUUACGCACACGCUGGGGUAGGAAUGGUUUCUGGUAAAGCAGCAUGAAUGCCGAAGAGAAACUACAGAGCAUCUUCCUGAAAUGCAGCCCUGCGGGGGAAAUGCCGGCCCCCAGGGGCCCAUCCGGCUUGGGGGAGUCGGACGCAGGCCUGGUGGAGAGGGCUGUACCCCACGGGGGUAUCUUGGCUGGACAGGAGGGGUUACAGGGCCGCGAAGAGCUGAUGUCACAGGAUGAGCUCAUGGUGCAGGAGGAGACGGUCAAAAAUGAUGAGGAGGAGGUGGAUGCCCCGGAGCGGCUGCUGCCCCAGGGGCCACAGUACACGGUUCACGUUAAACAAGAAAUGAAGUUCGCAGAGGAGGCGGAUCCUCGGCUGGGGGAGAAGCUGCAGCUCCUGGAGCCGGUGGAUCUACAGAAGAAGAAGAAGCGGAAGCAGCGAUCUCCGGCCAAGAUCCUUACGAUUAACGAGGACGGCUCACUGGGGCUAAAAAUCUCCAAAUGCCACGUCUGCGAGCACUGCAACGCCGCCUUCAGAACCAACUACCACCUGCAGAGACACGUCUUCAUCCACACAGGCGAGAAGCCGUUUCAGUGCGAUCAGUGUGAGAUGAGAUUCAUCCAGAAGUACCUGCUGCAGCGACACCAAAAGAUCCACUCGGGCGAGAAACCGUUUCACUGCGAUGAGUGCGGGAUGCGCUUCAUUCAGAAAUACCACAUGGAGAGACACAAGCGGACGCACAGCGGGGAGAAACCCUACCAGUGCGAGUACUGCCUGCAGUAUUUCUCUCGGACGGAUCGAGUUCUUAAGCACAAGCGCAUGUGCCACGAGAACCGAGAGCGGAGGCCGGGGAAAUGCGCCAACAAAGCGGGGCUGCUUCCCGCGGACGCCGACGGCGGCUUCCCCCCCAACGACGGGACGGCGGCCAAAAAGAAAGUCAAGGCGGACAGGAUGAAGUUUGUGGGCGAGAAGGAGAGAUCUCCGGAUAAAGAGGAGCCGAAGGAGGAGAAGAAUGACUUCCUCGCCCUGUUCCCCGACGGCACGAAGGUGAAGGACGAGUACGUGGUGGCGGAGUAUGCCGUGGAGAUGCCGCACUCCUCCGUGGGCAGCCUGACCUUGCAGGGGGCCGUGUCUGGAGACGUCACCCCCCCAAAACUUCUGCUCAAGAAAGUGAGCUGCAAAAAGAGCUCCAAGCCGGGGACGGGGAGUCCGGCGCUCUCUCCGCUCGCGACCUUCGAUGACGGCAAAGUGGCCAAGUACGCCUUCGAAUUGGUGGACAAGCAGGCGCUGCUGGACUCCGGGAGCAAUUCGGAUCUCGACCACGGAGACCCCGCGCAGGACGGGGGCAGCAAGCCGUCCAGCAGCAGCGUCGGCUACGGAGAGGCCAUGCAGUUCUCCAAGAAGAAGAGGUACCUGCAGGCGGCCACCAGCAGCAGGGAAUACGCUCUGAACGUGGGGACCAUGGCCUCGCAGCCAUCCGCCACACAGGCGGCCGUGGCCAGCGUCAUGGACGAGAGCGGCUCCGUGGCCCUGAUGGAUGCCCAAGCGCUCAGCGUGGAUAUAAAAACCAACCACGAUAAAAAUGUCAUCCCGGACGAGGUCCUGCAGACGCUUCUCGAUCACUAUUCCCACAAAGCCAACGGGCAGCACGAGAUCUCCUUCAGCGUGGGGGAGACCGAGGUGACGUCCAGCAUUUCCAUCAACUCCUCCGAGGUGGGGGAGAGCAGCCAAGCGGACGGCCUGGGGCCCGCGGCUCACGUCCCGUCUUCGGACAAGGCCAGCAUGCUGCAGGAGUAUUCAAAGUUCCUCCAGCAGGCUUUGGACCGAACGAGCCAAAACGACGUGUUUUUAAACAAUACGAGCCUUAAUUUUGUCACCGACAGCCAGGCUCUCUCCCCCCCGGCCGCGUUCCCUUCGCUGGAUAAACAGGUUUACGCCACGUUGCCCAUUAGCGGCUUCCGGACCGGCCUGGCCGCCCCGCUGAGGGUGACCCCGGACAAAUCUCACUUUGGGCUGAUCGUGACGGACACCCCGCACGCCUUCGGCUUCGGGGCGGAUGAUGGGGGCCACGCGUCCGGCUCCCCUUCCUCGGCAGCGCAGGACUUUCUGGAGCAAGUGACGGGUCAGAAGAAGGCGGAAUCGCAGCCCGUUCAUCAGGUGUACCAGCUGAAUGCCUUCGAGCAGCCGUAUCGGGCUCAGUACCACGGCGGCCGCGCCGGCAUCUCCCCUCAGUUCAGCGCGGCGAACGGACAGGUGAACCUGCGGCAGCCGGCCACUAGUGCCGACUUUCCCGAGUUCCCCUUGGUGAAUGUAAAUGAGAGCCGAACCCCGCUGGCUUCUGGCCCUGACGCAGCUACGAGCCAAACCUUCGGCUAGCACCCAAAACAGAAAACCUUUUCUUAUUUUUGCCACGGGGGGGAUUGCUAAACAUAUCACCGCGCUGCGAGCCCCUCUCCCAGGCAGACGAAGCGGCCGGCGGCCAUGAUCCUGUAGUUGGAAUCUAGUUUUUGUAGCACUUAUUGAUCUUCUUCCAGGUCCUCGGUCCUCGUGGGCCGUCCCAGUUACCCGCUGGUAGUCAUUGUAUGGCCGGCAGGUAACUCCGCGGCACCAGGACCCAAAUCCCAAUCUAAGCACCUUCUUACCCCGAGCCGGGCCAUUGGUGCCCCGGGGUCUGUCUGCACG
Spea bombifrons (plains spadefoot toad) is the source of this 2841-nucleotide messenger RNA. RefSeq names its product zinc finger protein 148 (gene ZNF148). Gene Ontology annotation, biological process: regulation of transcription by RNA polymerase II. The transcript has 8 exons. Lineage: Eukaryota; Metazoa; Chordata; Amphibia; Anura; Pelobatidae. The record is from RefSeq and is a predicted model, not a curated record. The coding region runs from base 208 to 2535 and encodes 775 amino acids. Gene Ontology annotation, molecular function: RNA polymerase II cis-regulatory region sequence-specific DNA binding; DNA-binding transcription factor activity, RNA polymerase II-specific. Gene Ontology annotation, cellular component: nucleus.